Molecule: messenger RNA, 219 nt
Organism: Colletotrichum phormii
Lineage: Eukaryota; Fungi; Ascomycota; Sordariomycetes; Glomerellales; Glomerellaceae
Exons: 2
Coding region: 1-219 (72 amino acids)
Source: RefSeq, a predicted model, not a curated record
AUGAGUGUGACGGUUGUGGAUGCCAAUUCCAUGAGCGUUGAAUUGCGUCGUGAGGAGUCCUUGUACUUUUUACGGAAAGCUAUUGGGAACGGCUUUCGCGAUGUCGUGGCGGGCGCGUCAGAGUGGUUCGGACCGAGGCUGACAAAAUGGCACGCUAUUUUGAUUCUUGCUGACAAGGACCUGAGGGUUGCUCGAAAGGCGAUAGCAGUCCGCGAGUGA